Molecule: messenger RNA, 563 nt
Organism: Poecilia reticulata (guppy)
Lineage: Eukaryota; Metazoa; Chordata; Actinopteri; Cyprinodontiformes; Poeciliidae
Source: RefSeq, a predicted model, not a curated record
UAUCCUGAUCAAAGAGGCGAUGAACUGGGAGGACGCCUUGUACUACUGCAGAGAUCACCACCAUGACCUGGUCACCAUCACCAACAUGGAUGAUCAGAGAUGGAUCCAGAAAAAAGUCAAGAACGCAUCGACUGAUUAUGUCUGGAUGGGUCUGAGCUACGCCUGCACUCUGGAUUUCUGGUUCUGGGUCAGUGAUGAUGUGGUCAGCUACAAGAACUGGGCCUCAGGUGAACCGAUGGACGACUGUGACAUGUCUGGAGCCAUGGAGACGGGAGGAAAACAUCAGUGGUUUAAAAAAAAGGAUACUGAGAAGUUUAAUUUCAUCUGUUCUAAGAAUUAAAUCUGAAACUGUCCCCUGUGAGAAACUAUUUCCUCUGUUUUCAUCAUUGCAUGUUUAAUUUGAAUCAUGGUUUGUUGUUAUAUGUAUCAUAUAAAAUUAAAUGUUGUGCUUUAUGUGAAAGAAUUACCAGGACAUUUUAAACACUUUGCUUAUGAUUAACUAAAUUACCUUGGAGUGGGUUUGCUUUACUUUUUCAGUUUUCUUUAUCAUAUUGAAUGAACAU